Messenger RNA from Trematomus bernacchii (emerald rockcod), 7043 nucleotides. RefSeq names its product probable C-mannosyltransferase DPY19L3. Lineage: Eukaryota; Metazoa; Chordata; Actinopteri; Perciformes; Nototheniidae. Gene Ontology annotation, molecular function: mannosyltransferase activity. Gene Ontology annotation, cellular component: nuclear inner membrane. The record is from RefSeq and is a predicted model, not a curated record.
UCCGUCUUUGUUGCUGUCAAACAGAAGCUGGCGUCCAUAGCGGGGCGCGCGCCGUUAUGCAAAAUACACAAUUGUUAUAACAAGGCUUUAGAAGUAUGCUUCACAAUAGGAGUCUAACCCUUCUCGUAGUUUAUUUUGUGGCACACUACGUACUUGUGCCUCAUUAGUGAACAUUUGCUUUAGCUUAGGCUACCACAGCUUAAUUCCGGUAGUUUGCCGGUUAACUGUCGGUGUCGAUAGAUGGGACCUGAUGUUUCACGUUAUUCUGGCCGCGGCGUGAGCAGGAAAUGCCGCUGUAAGCAGGCCUGUCCACCCCACGUACCAGUCUGAAUGGAAAAGGAAACCUAAACAGUGGUGCAGCUCGGUGUUUGCUUUGGCUCACAUUGCACGUGCUGUUUGUGUUGAGUGCACGCGCCUGUGUGUAUCUGUCCAUGCUUUCAUCAUAUCUGCGCGUGUACAUACACACACUCCCCCUCUUGUCUGCUUGCAGUUGUUCAUCAUGACAGCCCUGCGUCAGAGGAAGGGGAGCAGGGGGAAGGAGCCCCCUCUCGGUGCAGAGUUUCAGUCCCAGCAGUCCAACUGUUGCUCCGAUCAUCAUCCAGAGAAGAUAUUACACGGUGAUUGGUCAUGGGGGGCGAUCAUCUGGACAUCGGUGGGCUGGUCUGUGUCUGUGGGUCUGGGCCUGCUGUGCUGUAUCUACAUGGCCACGCUGCAUGAGAACGACCUGUGGUUCUCCAACAUGAAGGAAGUGGAGCGCGAGAUCUCUUUCCGGACAGAAUGUGGACUUUACUACUCCUACUACAAGCAGAUGUUGCAGGCCCCGUCCAUACAGGAAGGCCUCUCAGAUUUGAUCCAUGACAACUUGACAGAAUCCAAGAGGACCAUCAAUCUCCUUCAGCGGAUGAAUAUCUACCAGGAGGUCUUCCUCAGUAUUCUCUACAGACUGUUGCCCAUACAGUCCUAUCUGGAGCCAGUGUAUUUCUACAUCUACACAGUGUUCUCACUCCAGGCAGUGUAUGUGAUCGCUCUGUACCUAACUGCAUGGCUCCUGUCAGGCUCCUGGCUGGCCGGCACUCUCACCGGGGUCUGGUACAUCCUCAACAGGGUAGAUACCACUCGUGUGGAGUUCACCAUCUCGCUCAGAGAGAACUGGUCGAUGCCCUUCCUCGCGCUGCAGGUCACCGCUAUCACCUGUUACCUCAGGCCUCAGCUCACAGACUUACAGCAGAAAGUGAUGGUGUGGUUGAUGUAUGUGACGACGUUUUGCUUCUGUCUGACCUGGCAGUUCAACCAGUUCAUCCUGCUGGUUCAGGCUCUCAUCAUAUACAGCCUGGACUGUCUGGACUUCUUAACAACUACACAGGUAACCACUCUGUACCUGGUCCAAGUGAGCAGUCUGCUGAGUGUGUGGCUCCUCCAGUUCUGUAACUCCAUGAUCCUGGGAUCACUGGUGCUGAGCUUCAUCGUAGCCGCACUCUUCAUCAGACACUGCCAGUCUGGUCUGAAGACAGGAAGUCCUCUCGUCCGUCUGGGCAGACUGCUCCUCCACAGCGCCAUGGUCCUCCUCCUCACCGUCACCAUCAACUACCUGGCCAAGAAAGCACUUCAGCUCAGAUCAGACGAACACAUCUUUAAAUUCAUCAAGUCAAAGUUUGCCUUGGGGCCAACGAGGGACUUUGAUGCCAGUCUGUACCUGUGUGAGGAGGCGUUCGGCCUGCUGCCCUUCGACACUCUGGAGCGCCUGGCUGGCACCCUGCUGCUGUACCCAUACAUCCUCACCCUGCUGCUGCUCAGCGGCAUGCUGGCAGUGGCUGCUCUGCACAACCUCAGGUAUAGCCGGAGGGCACUUGGAGGGGGGUGCGGCGAGGAGAGGAAGGGAGCUGUGGAGGGGCGAGCGGGGGGGCUCUUCGAUCCAGAUGUGGCCUACAACCUGUUGCACACACUGUUCAAUGGCCUCCUGGCUUUCAGCACUAUCAGGAUGAAGUACAUAUGGACGGGCCAUAUGUGUGCGGUGGCAGCCUACGGUGUGUGUGGGAAGGAGCUGUGGACGCUGCUGCUCAGCACCCUCAGGUGCAACAGUAAAGUUCUGUUAAGGCUUGUCAGAUAUGCAGUCCCGCUGCUGGUGAUCGCUUGCCUGUAUUACAAGUUCUGGCCUAAGCUGAUGGAGGAGUUAUCCGAGCUGAGGGAGUUUUAUGAUCCAGACACUGUGGAGCUCAUGACCUGGAUUAGCACAAAGACCCCUAAGCGGGCUGUAUUUGCCGGCAGCAUGCAGCUUCUGGCUGGCAUCAAGCUGUGCACAGGCAGAGUUCUCACCAACCACCCCCAUUAUGAAGAUAAAGACCUGCGGGAGAGGACCAAACAGGUGUAUCAGGUGUACGCUCGGCGCUCCCCGGAGGAAGUCUAUGACAUCAUGAAGGCCAUGGGGGCGGACUACGUGGUUCUGGAGAACAGCAUCUGCUACGAGCGCAGGCACAGGAGAGGCUGCAGACUGAGGGACCUGCUGGACCUGGCCAACGGACACAUCAUGGACGGAGACGGGGAGAACGACCAGGACCUCGUCCCCGCCACCCAUCCUCGAUUCUGCGAGGAAGUCAAGACGGACGCCGUCUCUUACACCGCUCUGUUCACCAGAACAUUCCAGAACAAAACCUUCCAUGUGUACCGGGUCAAGAAGAAACGCAAGAAAAGCACCAAGAGCUCACCAGAGCCCAGCGCCUCUCAGCAGCAGGAUCAGGCUCUGUGAGAGGAAAGGCGGUCAAAGGCCGGAGGGGGAGAGACGGAGCAGAAGAAGAGAUAAAAGCCCUGAGUCCUCACUGUUCUUCUGCCUCCCCUCUGCACUGUGCCCAGCUGUGAUCAUGCCCAUUAUUUUUUGAACACAUAGCUCUGUGAACUGUGCUGUUAGAGCAGUGUGCCGGUUCAGGCUCGGGGCUGUAUUGUUUUAGUUAGCAGAGUGUAGAAGCACCUAAAGGAGUCAUGCUCUGGGCUGUUCUGCCUCCCACCGCCCACCCCCGUCCUCCCACUGCCCACCCAUCUCUGAUGGUGCAGAGGAAUAGACACAGAAACAAGUAUUAGGCCUGUGAGCAGGGCCAGAACACCACAAGUGUUCCAUCAUCAGUUCCAUUUAAGUUUCAGUUCUGCACAUCGUCAUGAAAUGAACAAAUAUUCAACUCAUUGCUACUUUUACAUUUUAAGCAUCAUGUUUUUCUCUCAAACAGGGUAGAUUUGUGGUUCAGAAGCAUCAAACAAAUCUUGAUUUUUAUUAUGAAAUGUUGCUUUUAAAGCAUUGAAAUUAGAAGUAAGUCACAAAUAACUUGAUCAUUUAUACAUCCACAGAACCAUGAGCCCUUCUUUCCCAUAGAAAGGAUGGAGGAAAAGAAAAGAAUAAUCAAGCUUCAGUUUUCUUAAAUGGCAAUAAUACUCUUUUCUGGAAAGUGCAAGUUGCCAAAGACUGAUAUCAGUAAUACAUUGCAUACAGAGCAGACAUUAGAAAUCUAAAUGUGUCUGUACACUUCCAGUGUUUUAAUGUCCUACAUUUUAACGCAGUUUUCAAACUGAAGCAGUGAGCUCUUUGUUAAACGUCAACAUUAAAACUAUAAAUAAAAAUAUGGAUGAGAUAUUUCUUACUUUGUCAAAACAGUUCCUAUAUAAUGUGCAGUUUGCUAGCUUGUUUCAUAGCUUUUAACUGAAAUGUUUCGGUGUUCACGGAGAUGGGUCUGUCUGUAAGCAGUCUCAGUAGCAACAAAAGGGACAAAGCAAAUAAAAGUGUGUCCUUUUAAGAAAUAUUUUUGUUCUAGGCUAGUUGGUGAACUACUGUGGCUGGCAAGCUAACUGCUAACACUAGCCACGCGAGCUAGCGCUAGUCCGUCCCAGUAACUUGAAGUUGUUUUUUCCUUUCUUUGUACUUUGUGUUCUUUUUUUGCCUGUAUUACACAUGCACUUGAGUUUUAUUGAAGAGGGAAAAUAAAAGCUGGCAAAAAUCUUGCUAGCUUGGUUGCUAAUGGGCCAAUUUGUACUUAUCACAACGCCUGUCUUCUAAAAGGACUAGGGAUGGAACAGAUUCUUCUCCAUGACAACUGAGCAAACUGCCCCCACAGUAUUUCUGUUGAGACACAUUUCUUGACAGUAACGGACUGGGUAAUAGUAGGCUAUCCUGUGUGCACUCAGCUGUGUAUCAGUGAGGAAAGUCACAUCGACCAUUAGCUUCACUCAGCAGGGACUUUGUUGGCACGUUUUGGCUCUGAACUUUUGUCUACGCUGUUAUCAAUUACCCCCGAACGCAAACCGGAAAUAACGAUGUUAGCUUCAAUUCCUGCCGGGUGGCAACCGUCAGCACCGCCGCUUAAAAGUGUUUUUGCUGUAAGACUGAGGUCAAAGCUGGUACCAAGUGAUAUUUUUGACAUUGUUGUUGUUGUGCUUGCUGUCGGCUCUGUGAUUCUCAUCAGCGGCAGCCUCAACCUUUUUUCACUCCCUCUUCUCACACACACACACACACACACACACACACACACACACACACAAACACACAUGAAUAAUGGAAGUGGUGAGGAAAUUGCAGUAGGCUGACAACGGCGCUGAUUCCCCGCCGCAAUCCAAAAUAGUUUGUGAUGGAGAGAGAGAGGGGGGGGGCAACACUUGCAUAUCAAACUGAGGCUUUGUGGUUGGAAAAGAAAAGUGGGGAGGAGCAGGGGGGGAGAGGGGUGGGCAGGAAAAAGGCUCAUGUUUAAACAGCAGCAGAGAGCGUAUCAAAGCGCGGAUACACAAUGAUCUGAAACACUUCCUAUUUUCCUUUCUCUUCUUUUGAACCAAAGAGAAGGUGGAGGAGAGGAGGUGAUUGAAAGGCUUGAGUUGUGUCGGUAAUUAUGGAGGUGGCCAGUCGGAGCUUCCUGCUACAACGAGGUGCGACACCCACGUUCCCCCCCCCCCCCCUCCACAUCUGCCUAUAUUUGUACACUUGUUAAUAAGACCCUCUGCCUUUGAUAAUGUACACCCUUGCACACUCCCACUCAGUUGUUGUGGGGCUUUUCAAAAUGUUGUUGUUCGUUAACCGCGCCGCCUCAAUGUAAUGCAUACCAAUAGGAUCAGUGUGGCACAGCACUACUUGCCCCCCCCCCCAUGAGUCCCGCCUUCACAUUGGAAGUUUAAUUUAGAAGAUGUCUGAUUGCUUUAUUUGAGAGCGGAGUGAUUCCAUUAUGUUUGCCUAAUAAGAGUGUACUAAUGUAAUUUUUGUUCUCGCAAUUCUUAAUUUCCAUACAUAUUGGGAUUAGUAGUUCAUUCGGAGGCGCGCUGGCUGCAUAUGCUUUUCUUAAUUAAAAGGGGAAGAGGAAAUCCAUGAACUUGUGUGCAUAUGCAGAAUUCAGCUCAACAAGUCGAAACAAAUAUGGCUACUUGAAAUCAUAAUUCUGCUUGGGAAAAUGGCCAAACGUUUGUAGACACCCUUUUCUUGUGUUUAUUGUGUUGAAACGAUCUCAACAAAGGAUAUUUUUCCCCUAAAUAUUGCAUGUUAUUUUAUUUAUUUGUACUAUUAUUAGUGUUGCUAUUUUUUCUGCUGCAGUGAAUACAAAUAAGCAUUUUGGUCAGCCAGGAUCUAGUUUAAAAAAAAGGUGUAACGUACCCAGGAUUCCUAGCAAAUGAGUCCUUACCUAAGUUUGCUUUUUCUAUUGUUUUGGCGUUUCUUCCAAACCCAAUGGCCGCCAACAUCCGAUAUAUUCCCUCCAACAGGAAAAGUGAAUAAAGAUCAAGAAGAAUUCAACUUUGUACGAUUCAAAUUGCACUAUAGCAUUUAAAGUCAGCCUCGGCAACAAACUUUUGCUAAAUCUGUCCAAAUGUUAGUCAAAAUGUGUCAAAAUUAACAUUUUGCAAAUGCCCAAGCUAACAGAUUUAGCUAAAUAUGUCUGUUGGCAAAAUAAAAUAUAAAUUGUUGGCCACACCCACUUAGAGCACAGGAAGUGUACACCAACUCAUAUGCAUUCAUUCAAUGUAUCUUUAAUUAUAGAACAUCUUUAAAGUAAGUCAAUAACAACUGCUUUGAGGUUUAUGAUAUAUAUCUAUCUUAUCUAUCUUUUUUUUAAUGACAAUUAGCAACAGAUUAAAAAAAGAAUCGGGGGGGUUUGGUCUCAGUAAACCUGGCUAUGGCCCUUUUUUGAAGUUCAAGAACAUGCUAGCCAUUCAAAUUCUUCCAAAAGUGUCAAAGUCUGUUUAUGUGCACCCCGUUCCAAAAAGCCUGCCAGUAGAACACAGUCUGUGUAGUGUGUGUUUUGUUACAGGCUCUUAUCUGUAUGGUUGUCCAUAUUGUUUUGAAUGUGUUUGGGGGCAUGUUGGUGCUGACGCUUUUAGAUCAUUCAUGAUGAACUGCAGUUAUGAUGCAUGUGCCAGUCUUAGACAAACCAUUUCCCAUAAGUAACACGAACAGAUGCAACCCGCUGAGCCAAUGUAAAUACUUUGAAACUAUUUAUGAAUGUGAAAUGUCCACAUUUAAGAGUCUAAAUAGCACUAUUGAUAAACUGUGGGAACAUUGGACCUGAUUGACAGGCUUUUCAUACAGGAGCUUCCUGGUACCUUUUUCAUUGGCUGAUGUGAAAGCCGCUCUUUGGUGCACACUGAGAUAAACGCACAGACCUGAUGCACCUUGAACGCUACAUAAGAGCCACAUGUGACCCUAAAGCAUCACCGUCAUAUAAAGUACCAUUUCUGUGUUUGGAAAUCUGUCAAUAGUGGAAACCAGCAUCUUUUGUGUUUAUUUGAAAAAAUAAAUAUUGUUCUGUUAUGUAUGUCAGUGCCUUGGUCAUGUUCUCCAUUUUUCUUCUUAAAAGCCACUAAAAGUGUUUCCGCUGUGUUUUCUACUGCAGGAAAUGUUUCAUAUCAGCAAUCAUACAAACUAUUAAUGUUAACUCUGCUAUUAAAAGUGUUCUCAUGUCGAGCAUGUUGCAGCUAUAGAGGGGAAGAUACAUGAGUUAGGUUGGAAUGCUCUCCAACGCCAGUGUUUAGAUAUCAACAGCAUUAAUGUUCUAUGGCAGUUUGAUCAAUACAAGUUUUUAUUCAAACAA